Messenger RNA from Penaeus indicus, 1840 nucleotides. Its product is annotated as glycogenin-1-like. Gene Ontology annotation, molecular function: glycosyltransferase activity. Gene Ontology annotation, cellular component: cytoplasm. The transcript has 5 exons. Lineage: Eukaryota; Metazoa; Arthropoda; Malacostraca; Decapoda; Penaeidae. The record is from RefSeq and is a predicted model, not a curated record. The coding region runs from base 1 to 891 and encodes 296 amino acids.
AUGUGUGAUCAAACUUUUGCAGCCAUAAGUUGUAUCUGUACAAUUACUUUACUUGUUUCUAGGUCCCUGCUGGAGCAAGUGUUUAAUGCCGUAGUCACAGUCGAUGUCCUGGAUUCAGGAGACUCCGCCCACUUGGCUCUGAUGAAGCGACCAGAGUUGGGCGUCACCUUCACAAAGUUCCACUGCUGGACCCUCACCCAAUACACAAAAUGCGUAUUUCUCGAUGCUGAUAUGUUGGCUGUACAGAAUCCAGAUGAGCUCUUUUCCCAUCCAGAGCUGACAGCAGUUUGCGACAUUGGUUGGCCAGACUGCUUCAACUCCGGAAUGUUCGUGUUCGUUCCCUCCCAGGACACAUACGCCAAGUUGCUUCACAUGUCAGAAACCACUGGAAGCUUUGAUGGUGGUGAUCAGGGCAUUCUUAACACAUUCUUCCCCAACUGGAACCGUGUGUCUUUCGUAUUCAACAUGGUUGCCUCUGCUACAUACACCUACUUGCCAGCCUACAAACAAUUUGGAGGGAAUGCAAGGCUGGUCCACUUCCUCGGUGCUACAAAGCCAUGGCACUACCGCUUCGACUCCACAAGCGGCACCGUCCAGACUGGUCCAGGUUACCAACACCUUACUCCUUACCUCAAUUCUUGGUGGGCCAUUUACACACGCCUUGUCAAACCCAAUGUUCCUGAAAUGGAUGUUCAAAAAGCAGUGGAGGUAAAGUCUCCUGUCGAAACCAUCCAGAUUGCGCAGCAGAUCAGUGGCAUGCACAUUGGUGCCGAGUCUCUCCAAGAGGGCCAGGCAAGGUGGGAGAGAGGAGAACCUGACUACCUGGGCCGCGACUCCUUUGCAAACAUCCAGGCCUACAUCGACUCCAAGAUCAAAGGCAAUGGAAAGUAGAAAUGCCACCGGACUCAGAGCAUGAGUUGCGUGCAGAAUGUUUCAAGAUACUAUGCCUCGCUUGGAUAUCUGAUGUUGAUCAGGGCAGUAACUGUGAUUAGCAACUGUAAAUGAGAUUUUUUGUAGUAAUGUUGAUCUCCUUUCUUGGGGAAAGAAUUGCAGACGGUUAAACAAAGGAUACAGUUGUUUCAGAAAAUGUUUCAACAGACCAUGUCCACUUACUUGCCAGUGUCAUCAACAGAGGGUUCUAAGUGUGAACUUUUUCUAUAUUCAAAUCUAUUUCAUACUCUGUGGCAUAUUACAUAAUCUUCACUUUAGUGAUGAUGUUUUCAAACUUUUUUUUUUUUCUCUCUUCAUUCAUUAAGGAAGAUAACAUCAGACAGCAAAUAGAUGCAGUAGCAAGUGACAUGCCAUAAGAAGCACCUUCUUGAGCUUCUGACAAUGUUGAGGCUUUGAUGGCCUUAAAGACUGCAGCUUUCAUUAUGGUUUUGCUCCUACACUGCUUACUGUUUGAUUUAUAGUGAAUCUCGAUUUUUUUUAUUUUAUUUAUUUUUUUUCCUUUAUUAUUAUUAUUAUUAUUUUUUUUUUUUUUUACCUCUUUUGUUAUGCACAUGCAGUGUACUGUUGAUUGGUUAACAGUCUAGUCUAAUUUGUUGCUCAAAUUUUUGUUUUUUUGUUACGGUUGACUCAGUGCCUUUAAAGGGGUAUGAUUGAAAGUGGGGUUGUGGGUUUUUUGACAGUGACAUUAGGACAUGAUACAGAACAGCUCUCAUGCAAUGUUGGGUAAUUUAACUGUAAUAUAAAAUAAAAGAUAAUUAAAUUUAUGAACAAAUAUCUUGUGUUCAGACAUUCCGUUUUACCCAAAAUACUUAACACUAAAAAUGGUUCUUGAUUCAUGUAUUGUGCCAAAUAAUUGGUGUGUGCCAAUUGAAUAAAGAAAAGAAAUUGA